CGAAAUAAACAGAGUGAUAAAAGUAGAAGUUCUGCACCCGCUUAUUUCUCGCAAUACCCACUAAAAAAUACAACGGAACCAAUUCUUCCUAAUAACAUACAAAUUCCGCGCUCUAUUUAUACACAAACCAUACAACCUCAACUUGAUAAUAUUCAACUAGUAAAGGAAGGCACACUAGAUAGUAUGCACACUAAUAAUGAGAUUCGUAAUACAAAUAAUAGUAUCUCUUCAAUCAUUUGUACUCAAACGGCUAGUAAUGGAUAUAAACAUUCGAAGUGUGUUAUUUCUUCUCCAACAGCCCCUAGCAUUUCGAUUUCAGGUGGUUCCGGUAAACAUAGUGGGGGUGAAAGGCGUAAGAAAAAACCUCCUCCAAUUCCUCCCAAACCAGAUAAGCUUUCUCGAUGGAAGCCACCUAGGACUUCAUCC
Messenger RNA from Racocetra persica, 426 nucleotides. Lineage: Eukaryota; Fungi; Glomeromycota; Glomeromycetes; Diversisporales; Gigasporaceae. The record is from the annotation of a GenBank genome assembly.